AUGCUUUCUACUAAGGCCGACCAAAGCCCCCAACGACGGCAACAACCUCCUAGUAACAUGGCGAGUGCUCUGAAGAAGUUUGGUGAAAAGAUCCUGGGUGAUUCGAAACAAGUCGCCAAGUUAUUCAGAGAGGUCACCGCCGGAGGUCGCAUCCUGCCAACUAGGACCAACAAGAACGAUGCGGAGUAUCAAUGCCGAAUUGACAUGGGAGAAGAGAUUAAGGACAAGCCUGGUUAUUACAACGUGUAUCUUCAAGUCAACACUCAAGCGAAAAGCGAAGGACUCAAAAAAUGGCUCCGAAAGAAUCCACACGGGAAUCUUGCAACAACACAAAUAAACAAAAAUGUUCCAGAGAGUGAGCAAAAUAACGAAGGACGUCGGCAAGAAGAAUCUCUAAGCUGCCCAAUUUCUUCUAUGGCAAUAUCGGCGGUUGGAUGGAUUGAGUACUACUUUUUUCACAUUACAUGGUUACUUUGCAAGCUUCGUAUUGUAACCCCAACCAACGGAAAUAGGCCUCCUAUGUUAUCUUUUCCGCUGCCACGCAAAUAA
Microsporum canis CBS 113480 is the source of this 549-nucleotide messenger RNA. RefSeq lists its product as hypothetical. The transcript has 4 exons. The record is from RefSeq and is a predicted model, not a curated record. Lineage: Eukaryota; Fungi; Ascomycota; Eurotiomycetes; Onygenales; Arthrodermataceae. The coding region runs from base 1 to 549 and encodes 182 amino acids.